CUUAUUCAAUGAAAGAAGCUGGCUUUCCUCUCGGAAUAUUGCUUUUAUUCUGGGUUUCAUAUGUUACAGACUUUUCCCUUAUUUUAUUGAUUAAAGGAGGGGCCCUCUCUGGAACAGACACUUACCAGUCGUUGGUCAAUAAAACCUUUGGUUUUCCAGGCUUUCUCCUCCUCUCAGUUCUACAGUUUUUGUAUCCUUUCAUAGUUGAUCCUGAAAACUUGUUUAUUGACCGUCACGUCAUUAUCGUGAUUUCCACAGUUGCCUUUAACCUGCCUUUAUCGCUGUACCGAGACAUUGCAAGGCUUGGAAAGAUAUCCCUUAUUUCUACAGUUUUAACAACUCUAAUUGUUGGAAUUGUAAUGGCAAGGGUCAUUUCAUUGGGUCCAUACAUACCCAAAACAGAAGAUGCCUGGGUAUUUGCAAAGUCCAAUGCCAUUCAAGCUGUUGGUGUUAUGUCAUUUGCAUUUAUUUGCCACCAUAAUUGCUUCUUAGUUUAUGGUUCUUUGGAAGAACCCACCGUAGCUAAGUGGUCCCGUGUCAUCCAUGUGUCCAUCUUGGUCUCUGUAUUUAUUAGUGUGCUAUUUGCUACCUGUGGAUACUUGACAUUUACCGGCUUCACACAAGGAGACUUAUUUGAAAAUUACUGCCGAAAUGAUGACCUGGUAACUUUUGGAAGAUUUUGUUAUGGGGUCACUGUUAUUUUGACGUAUCCAAUUGAAUGCUUUGUGACUAGAGAGGUAAUUGCCAAUGUGUUUUUUGGUGGGAACCUUUCGACAAUUGUCCACAUCACUGUAACCCUGGUUAUCGUUACGGCGGCCACUCUUGUGUCAUUACUGACUGACUGCCUUGGAAUAGUUUUAGAGCUCAAUGGUGUGCUCUGUGCAGCUCCUCUAAUUUUUAUCAUUCCAUCAGCAUGCUAUCUCAAGCUGUCUGAAGAGCCAAGGAUGCACUCAGAUAAGAUUAUGUCCUUUGUCAUGCUUCUCAUUGGUGCUGUGGUGAUGGUUGUUGGAUUCGUCAUGGCCGUCACACGUCCACAAGAUUGCACCCACGGGCAGGAAAUGUUCUACUGCUUUCCUAACAAUUUCUCCCUAGUUUCUCAUUUUCAACUGACAACACAACUUCCAAUUUUUAACAUCAGUAUCUUGCAGUGAACUACUUUAAACAAUAUACAUGUUUUCAUAAACUU
Elephantulus edwardii (Cape elephant shrew) is the source of this 1186-nucleotide messenger RNA. It is a transcript of the gene SLC38A11, whose product is annotated as solute carrier family 38, member 11. Gene Ontology annotation, biological process: amino acid transmembrane transport. Lineage: Eukaryota; Metazoa; Chordata; Mammalia; Macroscelidea; Macroscelididae. The transcript has 9 exons. Bases 9 to 1151 code for a protein of 380 amino acids. The record is from RefSeq and is a predicted model, not a curated record. Gene Ontology annotation, molecular function: amino acid transmembrane transporter activity.